AUGGCUGAGGUUUUGGCUGGUGCUCAACUCCAACUGAAGGACGGCUCUAAAGUUGACGCUGGUCAAUACCUGAAGAACAAGUUUGUUGGAUUGUACUUUUCUGCCAGUUGGUGUCCACCAUGCAGGGCAUUCACUCCUAAACUAAAGGAGUUUUACGAGAAGAUUAAGAAGAGUCAUCCAGAGUUCGAAGUUAUCUUUGUUUCUCGUGAUAGAAAUGCUGAAGAUUUAUUCAAGUAUUAUGACGAGCACAUGGGUGACUGGGCUUUCAUUCCAUUUGGUGACGAGAAAAUUCAAGAGUUAUUGGUUAAGUAUGAAGUGAAGACUAUUCCUUCUAUGAAAAUGAUCAAAGAGGAUGGAACCAUAGUUGUUGCCGAUGCUCGUACUGAAGUCCAGACACAAGGAUUGGAAGAUCCCGAAGGUCUUUACGAAGCAUGGGAGGCAUUCAACAUGUAA
Auanema sp. JU1783 is the source of this 453-nucleotide messenger RNA. The record is from the annotation of a GenBank genome assembly. Lineage: Eukaryota; Metazoa; Nematoda; Chromadorea; Rhabditida; Rhabditidae.